Messenger RNA from Ziziphus jujuba (common jujube), 2006 nucleotides. RefSeq names its product probable apyrase 6. Gene Ontology annotation, cellular component: membrane. Gene Ontology annotation, biological process: nucleoside diphosphate catabolic process. Gene Ontology annotation, molecular function: nucleoside diphosphate phosphatase activity. Bases 294 to 1922 code for a protein of 542 amino acids. Lineage: Eukaryota; Viridiplantae; Streptophyta; Magnoliopsida; Rosales; Rhamnaceae. The record is from RefSeq and is a predicted model, not a curated record. The transcript is spliced from 8 exons.
GGAGCCGAGCCGGCUAUGCUUUUCGAGAAAAAAAAAAAAAAAAAACUUUUAAUGUCUCUCUUUUUCUCAAUGAAAAAACAAAAGAAGAUGUCUCUUUUGGGUUUUUAGACACCACCACCGAAUAGUUUUGCGUUGACAAAGCUUUGAAGUCCAUCAAUGGCGAAUCCAAACCCCUUCUUCUUCUUCCUCGUAACCCGAGCGAUUGAAUCCCAUUUACAGAAAUCUCAUCUCAACAAUACCCGUCAGUGAGAUUGUUAUUCCAAUGGUGGGUUAAUUGAAUUAAUUUAUCAAAAAUGGACUUAUCCAACUUUCAAAUCCAAUCCAGAGCUUCCACUGCCCACUUCCCACUCCACCGAACCCAACUCCACCCUCGCAUGCACUCCUUCUCUCCCACCUCCCAAAACCCCAAAUCUUCUUCAUCUUCUUCUUCUUCCAAAUGCCUCAUCAUCUUCACCUCCUUCCUCACCAUCCCUUUCCUCUUCUACCUUGUUGCCACAGCUCGCAGAGUCCACCAAUCCCCUCGCUACGCCCAACCCAUCACCGCCCACGCGCUCUUCGGCGUCGUCAUCAAUGCUGGGCCCACCGGAUCUCGGAUCAGCGUCUUCGAGCUUCUGGGUGAGUCUCGGAUCCCGUUUCUCGACGGAACGGCCCCAUCGAGCUCCAUGAAGGUUCAACCCGGGUUGUCCGGGUUUGGCGAUGAUCCGGAGAGCGCGAGUGGGUCGAUUGCGGAGUUGGUUGUGUUUGCGAAGCGGAGGGUACCGAAGAAGGAUUGGAGGAACACCAAGGUGCAGCUGAUGGCUGAUGCGGAGCUUGAAGGUCUGGGUUUGGAGGUGACGGAUAAGAUAUUGGAGUCUUGCAGGCACGUCUUGAGAUCUUCGGGUUUUUUGUUCGAGGACGAAUGGGCUAGGGUGAUUCAAGGGGAAGAAAAAGGUGUUUAUACUUGGGUGGCUGCGAACUAUGCUCUUGGCAUGUUGGGGGGUGAUCCUCUAGAAACAACUGGGAUUGUUGAACUUGGUGGGACGUCUUUGCAGGUUACAUUUGCUGCAAAAGAAAAACUAGAAGUGCAAUCUUCACAAGUCAUCCAAUUGUUUGGAGUUGAUUACAAUCUCUUUAGUAAAAACUUUCCACAAUAUGGCCAGGAUGCAGGUUGGGAGUCAAUAUAUGAGCUUCACAAUAGUGGAGAGUUAAUAUCUUUUUCAAACACUAGGGAGAAAAUUGUUGGCAAUCCUUGCGUUCCUAGAGGAUACAAGCUGCCAGAAAAUGCCAGUGAUUCUGCAAAACUUCUAGUGUCCCAUGCAGUUGGAAACUUUUCUGCAUGUAGAACUGAAGCUUUGGCACAUGUACAGAGACAACAAGGUAAAUGCAUGCAUGCGCCUUGCAAAAUUGUCUCAUCCUUUCCUUUUGAGUUAGGAGGAGAGCCAGUUACUACGAAUAACUUAUUAUUUACUUCUGAGAUUUUUGGGUUGGUUCCUAUGAUUUCUUUAAUCGAAUUGGAGGCGGCUGGUAAACAUUAUUGUGAAGAUGAUUGGUUCACACUAAAAAGUCAACAUCAUAGCGUUGAUGAUCUAGAUUUGUUGAAAUAUUGUUUCUCUUCUGCAUAUAUGGCGGCACUAUUGCAUGACAGUCUUAAAAUCCCACUGGACAAGAGAAGUGUUGGAUUCACAAACCACACCGGAAACAUUCCUAUCGAUUGGACUUUCGGAGCAUUCAUUGUUGAAAGCACGCGGGCUCCCCUCGAAUGGGAACCUGAUAACAUGGGCGAGAUUGUUGGAAAUGAUUCAGUGACAUACUUCUUAUUGUUUGCAUUUCUUUUAAUAGCUGUAUUUGCUGCAUUUUUUGUACUGCAAUGGAGGAAACCAAGGUUAAAGACCAUAUAUGAUUUAGAGAAAGGGAGCUAUAUUGUUACACGUGUACCUAGGUGACUAUACUUGGCAUCCCUAUUUAUUCGACAUCCUCUGUUUCUUUAUAUGGUUUUUACCUUUUUCAUUUAAAAAACUAUUUGUAUA